CUUUUCUUUGACCAUUAGCUUUGAACAUCAAAUGAAGGACACGCUUCAUUUCAAAAAAAGAAGAACCACGUGGACCAUGGACCAAACUGGAAACCCCGUAACUGACAUCUACGUGUUCCACAGCUUUGGCUGCAACAGACACAAAGAUGAAGAUAGUUCAGUGAUUGCGCAGCCCAUGUUUGUCUUCAAGAAGGAACGACCUUGCAAGAGGCCUGCAGAAGAUCCAGUGCACAAGACGGAAAACGUUCCCAGCGGAUCCAGGAAACGUGCAAGAACCUCGUAUUUUUCUUUUCAGUCCUCUGACUCAGAGUCCUAUAGAGAAACUGUAGGUUCCAAGAAACAAGCAAGAACAUCAUCCUUUAUCAUCAUUCCAUCGUUUCCACCUUCUCAGCCAGAUAAAGCUGAGUAUAUAAUGUCACAUCUGAAAAAAAAAAGAACACGAAUUUUGUUGAACAUUUUGGAAAAUGUUUGCUUUGUAGUAAAGAAGAACAAUGUAUUCAUGACUUCCGGCCUAUCAGAAGAUUAUGUUGAGGUGAAAACAACAGAACAAGAUCUUCCAACGAGCAACAACAGACAAAGAGAGGUUUUACGCCCUGCCAAACUGCAGCCGCCACAAGCGACUACAUACAAAACAGAAAAGAAAAGAAUUGAUGAAAAUUGUCUAGAGGAGAAUCAUGAAACAGAUAAUCAGGUAAAAUAUAAUGCACCAUCAAGAGUACGUGUUCUUAUUGUUGCAGCCAUAAAGUUCCGUUCGUGUAAGAAAGUUUUGAAAUAUCCCAAAAGUGCUUUUGAACAAGCAACUGGACUUGGGUUUUUUCCUAUGUCUGAAGAUACCUAUGCAUGGAUUGAUAUCUCCAAAAAACUUCCUCACCCAUUACAGAUCUCAAGCUCUGGCACAACACACAAUCGAUUAGUCAAAGACAGAACUGUCUCAGAAAGUGAGCAUUCUAACUUCGUAUUUGGAGAAAAUAUAGUAGAAAGAGUUUUGAAGCCUGAGAAAUCCCCAGAACUGCAGUCCAAGGAUAUCAGUGAAAAGGAGCCCAUCUGUGCCCCAGAUUUCCAUACCAUUCCCCCAUGGGCAACACCUCAUUUUGCUAAGGGUUCGACGCUAGCAGAAUCAGCUGCAGCUUACCUAUCUAGUAAAACAGCCCAAAGAUAUUUUUUGGAGGAAAUAGAAAUUACAACAGGUGAAGAAGAGGAACACAACGUAUUGCAGAUCAACUGCAGGCUUUUUUUAUUUAAUAAAGCCCUGUUAUGCUGGACUGAAAGGGGGAGUGGUUGUUUGAGACUCAAUGAUACCUCCAGCAAUCAGCAUGAAAUGCUUCAGUCAAGACUGGUCAUGCGAAAUCAAGGAAGCAUGAGGCUUAUUCUUAACACCAGGUUGUGGAGUCAGAUGGUGAUAGAAAGAGCAAACCGGAAGAGUGUGUGCAUCACAGCAACAGAUCUGGAGGAUGGGUCCGUCAAAGUUUUCCUAAUACAAGCCAGCACAAAGGACAUUGAAUCCCUCUAUGCAGCUAUCCAUCACCGUCUUGUUGCUCAGAGAAACUUUACAAAGCAGGAAUGUGGUGUAAAUCAAGUGGAAUACAAGCUAGAUGUUCAGCCAAUAUCUUGUGACAGCGAUGAUGAAGAGAAUGAAAAAAAAUCUCCAGGGAGCAACAAUAGAUCAGAGCAUUCUCCAUGGAUUCGCAGACAACCUGUGGUCUGUUCCUGACAAUUCACUACAUCCCAUUAAAGGAACAUUAGGGACAACACACCAUGUUGGAAUGAAGACACUGGAAUGAAGACACCACACAGGGUAUAUGAUAAAGGAACAAAGCAGAGAAUAUGGAAAGGAAGCACUUUAAAGGUUCCAGACAUCAGUACCUGUACGGUAACAGGAAUCCAACACUGGCCUCAGUUCUUUUCGAAUUAUUCAGAUGUAGUAGUUUUCAGAUUUGGGGAUGAACAGCUUUAAGGACGCUUUUAAAGAAAACAAUAAUUCUGAUCCAUGAUGGUAUUCAUCCUUAACUAAUGAUUGCUCCAUCUACUUAGAGCAGUAAUUAUUUACAAAGCAUGUGUAUAUGUAUGUGUGUGUACAAAAGAAGAGACAGACAUUGCAAUCUCCGGAACUUAAAAUAUAUUAUCCACUUGGCUUUUGUCAGCCUUUGUAACAUUGUCAGAGUGAAAAAAACUACCAUUGAAGAGAUAUUUGCCUUUAUACAUCAUUGAGCAAUUUGGCCAUCCACCCUCCUCCCACCUGUUAUUAGCUCUGUUGUUUUUUUACUUCAGACAUGUUAAUCGAUGGAGGCUUAGCUCCUGUUGCUUCCUUCCCUAUUGAGCACAGCUUGAGCUACUUGAUAGAGGAGGAAGGAGCUAAGCCUCCAUCGAUUAACAUGUCUGAUGUAAAAAUGACACCCAGAACUCAUAUUUUUAGGUUAGUUCGCAAUGUGUGUGUACAGUAUAAAAUGUUAAUCUAUUUUAGGUCUAGAUUAGGUCUAAAUCUUUGAAGAUUUGAAUUAAUCUUCAAAGCUUAAUAUUGUAAGCUGAUAUUUGCACCUCCCCAGUUCUACACAAUAUAUGGCAGUCUUGAACAUAAACAACAAUUUUCCAGGCAGAUAGAUAAUUCAAGCUUUCCCAGACCUGCUGUUCACAUGCGAGUUUGAUUCAUAAAUGCAAACAAUUCCCCCCCCCCCCCAAAGCAGAUUUUUAUGUCAUCCCAGGAAAAUUACACCAAGGGUCAUCACUUCAUUGCUAUUCUUUCCGCUAGAACUUUGCACUGAUCUGGGAUUAGCACAUUUCUUUCAAUCGUCACCACAUUGUCUGGUUGCAAAGUUAGCAUUUCUUCUGGAAUGAUGGUUAGACAGUUUCUCAUUGGCAGUGGCUGGUUUUUUAUGUCUGGGAGAUUAGCUAGCUGGAGGGAAUGCUGGAUAGUUGGGGAAGAGCUCUCAGGAAGGAAAAGCAUGAGACGGUUUCAAAGGGAUUUGGGGACUAAAGCCAGCAGCUGCAUAGAAGUAGGGAUAUACGCAAAGACUGGGUUGGUGGGGGUUUUAUAUAUUUUUUUUUUUGGUGCCUUCAAAUCAUUGUCGACACCUGACAACUGUCUGGAUUAAUCCCUGUAGUUUCCUUGGCAAGAAUUCAGAACUGGUUUGUCUCUUUCUGAAAGUCUAUGGAGAUUCUUAGUCAUCCAGAUCCUGGUUGUCCCAAGGGUGCUUUUUCAAUAGGCAACUGGACUUUUUGUUUUUUCUUUGAAGACGGUUUGCUUCUCAUACAAGACGUUUCUUUAUCUCUGGCUGGAUGGUGGGGAAUGGAAGGAUUUACAUUCCUUGCAGGCAACUGGUCAUUU
Molecule: messenger RNA, 3322 nt
Organism: Thamnophis elegans (Western terrestrial garter snake)
Lineage: Eukaryota; Metazoa; Chordata; Lepidosauria; Squamata; Natricidae
Gene: RANBP3L
Product: RAN binding protein 3 like
Exons: 15
Coding region: 32-1711 (559 amino acids)
Biological process (GO): protein export from nucleus
Cellular component (GO): cytoplasm; nuclear pore
Molecular function (GO): GTPase activator activity
Source: RefSeq, a predicted model, not a curated record